GGUGCUUCUUUAUUCUCUCAAAUCUUAAGUUGUAGAAGUCAAAGGCAUGGCAAAGUGAAUCAGUGAUUGAUUGUGUAUCAACUGUCCAUAGCAUGUGAAGCUUCUUUUCUGAGAACAGAUGAUCAGAGGAUUCAAGUAGUAUGAGCUGGAGUCUAGGUUGUGGACGAUUAUUUGUCUUUUGAAGGCUCAUGCACAGGGAAGGAGCCACAUAUCAGCGGUCAUGGUAAAAUGUCAAUGCGUGAGAGGGAAUUAAUCUAGCCUUUUCUGCUCGGGAAAGAGAAUAUAAUUAUCGACAUGAAAGAGCUUAUAUAUAUGUAUGAAAAAAUGAGAUUUCCAGAAUUGGGAUUCCGAAGGGACAGAAAAUUCCCCCAUGCAUUCCCAUCUGUAUCAUGAACCUGCAAUUUUAAAACCUUCCAAACUCAUUAAAAGCUGGAUUUUCUAAGAUGGGAAAAUGAACUCUCACAUAUUCAUAUGUGAUAUUUUACACCUUUUGAAAGUUAAAACAGGGACUAAGCACCUCAACUGCUAGUAUUUCAACCUAGUUUCCAAAAAGAAAAAGAAGAAAACUGUCUAAUGAAUGUGUUCGUGCCUUAAAGUUUAUGCGUGCUUAGGAUAUCGUUUAUUCGUAUGUCAUAGACCAGUUAAUAGUAAAUGAUUCUCUAACAAAUCACCCCAGAAGAGUUUUCUGUUUUCACAAUCUUUGAAGAGAAAAAUGAUUUAGCUGCCUGUACUUGGUAAACAAAUUUUACACUUCCGGGUUCUCUCCAAAAACAUGCUUUGAUUCUUUUUUUUUUUUUUUUUUUUAAAAAAAACUUUGACUUCUUUGAUUGAAUCAUGCCAGCGACAGGUAAUGUUAUUAGUUGCAUGGUAUUUAGCAUAAAACUAGAGAUUAAUUGGUGAAUGGUCAGUAGCAAAUUACAUAUUUUAAGCAGGGUGCACAAAAUGCAACAUCGUGUUAGCAAAAAAUGUACCAUAAUUUGGUGAGGGAAACGAACCGUGCAAGGUUAGUGACAAGCUUAAUAGGGCAAACUUUCCUGAAAUUCGUAUCUUCCACAAUCUUUUCAGACUUUGUGUGUGUGUGUGUGUGUGUGUGUGUGUGUGUAUAUAUAUAUAUAUAUAUGUUUCUUAACAGACAUCAUGCAACAAAACUAAUAGUAGUAACAGUUUCUUCUAUCCACCACGACAGCUAGGAACAAGUAUAAAAAUUUUAGGGCUGGAUGUAAAACAUUACUCCUAACAGUUUGGAAGGGCUGGCUGAAAAAUUGCAAAUGGUUUUGCCUACUUAAAAGUUGUUCUUGAAUGACAAUAAUUGUUCUUCGAAUUUAAUAAUGUGCUAUUUUUUUUUUCUGUAUGCUAGCAAUAUUUAAUAGGAAUACCUGAUUGUAGCUACAAAAUAUCACCCUCACAAGUAGCAUGGAAAGAAAGGUCCGUAGUUAAAAUUGUAAAUGCAGAGUAGAAAAAUAUGAGAAGGAAAAUGAGAGUUCAGGAUAAGUCAAAGCCAUUAGUAUCAUUUUAGAAAUAAAAUGCGAAUUUCCUCAAUUGUGACAAAUUUUCGAAGAGUUUCAAAGCUAUUUUUUUGUUUUGUCCAAAGGAAAAAAUGGGUUUUCUUUUCCUCCUCCUAUUUAAGGCUAACUUUUUUCUUUUUUUUUGUCAAACAUUUAAGGCUAACUUAUGGUUGAUAUUAGAACACAUAAUGCUGCCUACUGCCACGGUUGCACAUUCCACCAUAGUUUUUUUUUAAAAUUUUUCCCUUUUCCAAGGGAUUUAUUUUUCAAAAGGGAAAAAAUAAAAAAGAAAAAGUUUUCAAGGCAAAAAUGCAAAAGAGAAGACUGAAAGAAGGAUACUCCCCUUAUCCAAGAAACCAAAGAAAGGGAAGCACAAAUGGCGACAUUGCCAUCCUCUACUUUCCAACUCUCUAACCCAAAUCCCUUAUUUCAAUCAUCAUCAUCAUCCCCACGCACUUGCUCUUUACUCAAACUCCACGCGCCUCCCAGCCAUUCCUUCACCAUCAUCACUCGGGCCACUUCCGAUGACUCCUCCUCCGACGAAACUGACCAGACCCAAACAGAAUCUUCGGGCUCCGACUCAGACGUCUUCGAGAACCGCCUCUCCCAAGUCCGGCUCCGCUACAAAAGCGGAACCGGAAAGAAAGCGGAGGUCCGGAAGACCCGGAAGGGCAAAAAGGGAGCCUCAAGCUCAAGCUCCGGUUCCGGGAUGUACCUCCCGCCGGUGCCCCUGAAGGAGGCGGUCUCAGAAGGGCUGAAUGUGGAAUUCGGGUUCAGCCCGUACUCGGAGCGGGUUAACGGGCGAAUUGCUCUUAUUGGUCUAACCGCCUUGAUUCUGGUGGAGCUGGCAACGGGUCAGGGGGUGAUAAAGUACCAUUCGCCGGCUAUAAUUCUAAUUCAGGUUUAUUUCAUGGCGGCGGCUUCGGCAUUGUACGUUAAGCACGAGAAAGAGAAAGUAAGUGUUUGGCCUCAGACCCAGUCAUCAGCUUCUUCCUCCUCCUCUUCUGCUGACAAAUGAACACUGACAAAGUUAAUAUUCAGAAGGGUUGGUAAUUGUAAGCAUGUAAAAUUCUGAAUCUUUUUGCGUUCUUGAAUUUAUAUGUGUUGGCUAUUUUCAACUA
Messenger RNA from Coffea arabica (coffee), 2626 nucleotides. RefSeq lists its product as uncharacterized. The record is from RefSeq and is a predicted model, not a curated record. NCBI's taxonomy places the organism in Eukaryota, Viridiplantae, Streptophyta, Magnoliopsida, Gentianales, Rubiaceae.